UUGCACUAAAGGCCAAGUGUAAAUAUCAUUCCUUACAUAUGUACAUGUACAGUAGGUAUACCGUAAGUGGUUCAGAAUAGGCUCCUCCCUUGUAUCGACUUGUUGUCCUACUGUAAGUUGUUAGGGGUAAUUGUCUGGUAGUUGACUCCGCCUCCUGUGGGAGUGGCUGUACGCUGAACACUAUGCUGAGGUAAUGGUCUGACGGACAAGGUGUCACCGAGCGUGCUUUAUUAUGUCAAUAAUCGAGUCUUCAUUUACAUGAUAAAGUGUGAAGAGGAUUUAAUGUACAUCCCACUGAUCAACAGGCUGGUACGGUGUUUACUCCACGGGACAUCUUCACUAACAUCACACAGCACCCACGGGACACUGGCCCGAGGGACGGCAAAAUGGCCGACGCCCAGGUGUGUCUUUCGUCCCCUCUAUUACGACCGAUCCCCGUGUAUGGACAGAGAGAGACUACCUCCCCCCGGAUCCCAAGUCUUCCUCUCCCGCCCUGGGUGUCCACGGAUGCUGGACUUAGCCUUGUAAGAUCUUGUCCUCUAACGGCAUUCAUGGCAGUUCAGAAUCACCUCAGACAGCCGGGAUUCCAUACAGCCCUUCAUUCGGAGGACGAUAAAUUACUGGACAAUCGGACAAACGUGCGUGAUCCGGUCACAACUUCAAACAAGCAGUACCCGGAUGUUGUCACCUCAUCAACGUAUCCAUUUACGUUACAACCCUUGCUGCUACGAAACCGAGGGCAACUGAUAUCACAAUUUAAUGUCAGCCGUAAGUUGUUCCCAUGUCCGGAGUGCAGAUACACAACAGACAGGAGAAACAAUCUCAAAAGACAUAUGCUCACAAUGCACAGACGUUGUUCAAAACUCAUGGAAUGUUGUGGUGUACUUUUCACCACCAAAGCCUCGCUGCGGGAACAUUCCAUGAUAUUUCAUUACCAUGGAUACACUUGUUUUUACUGUGGACGUCGUUUCUGCCGGAAGGCACUCCUGAAGCGCCACCUGUCGGUCCACAAUGGACAGAAAGAUUAUGUGUGUCCAGUAUGUGAUUACGCCACAAGUCACAAAAGUAACUUGGAACGUCACAGGAAAAUUCACGUUCGAAAUGAUGACAUGUCCUCACCAGGUGGGGACUGCAAGGAGGGAAAGUGUGAUUACUCACAUAUUUCAGAAACCGGAAGUGACACGGGUUUAACAGACGAAUCAGCCAUGUUGUCAGACUGUUCCGACGAUGAAGAGAUCGAUGUUAGUUAAGUCACGUGUUCACGUGUAAUUCAAGGCUCAUGGGAAGUUGCAAUAUUGGUAUCUGUCGUAGCGUAAGGACUGGGAUAUUGUUAAGUGCUUACAAUCCGUACACACGUAGUGUUGUCAUUCUAGAUUUGAGUGUUUUGUUGUUAUAAUAUACAUAAUAAAGCCUGCUUUCCUGUUGA
Mizuhopecten yessoensis (Yesso scallop) is the source of this 1426-nucleotide messenger RNA. RefSeq names its product zinc finger protein 845-like. The record is from RefSeq and is a predicted model, not a curated record. NCBI's taxonomy places the organism in Eukaryota, Metazoa, Mollusca, Bivalvia, Pectinida, Pectinidae. The transcript is spliced from 2 exons. The coding region runs from base 387 to 1250 and encodes 287 amino acids. Gene Ontology annotation, biological process: regulation of transcription by RNA polymerase II. Gene Ontology annotation, cellular component: nucleus. Gene Ontology annotation, molecular function: DNA-binding transcription factor activity, RNA polymerase II-specific; sequence-specific DNA binding.